Schistosoma guineensis is the source of this 2194-nucleotide messenger RNA. The record is from the annotation of a GenBank genome assembly. NCBI's taxonomy places the organism in Eukaryota, Metazoa, Platyhelminthes, Trematoda, Strigeidida, Schistosomatidae.
CAGUCCCACGAUUCAAACCGCUAUUUAUCGAAAGUGUAAACCCUUUCUAGCGGGGGGCUCCUGUAGUGACUCACGUUUAUCACGAGAACACGACUGGUUUAAUAAAAACAAUUAUUAUUAUAACCAACUGUACCAGUGUUUGUUUUAACGUGCUUUUGUUUGACUGUGCUAAUGACAGCUAUUUUGUGCUUCCAUUCACUUACUUACACUUCGAUUGUAACUUCGCGCGAAUUCGGUUACCUUCUGUAACCAAGGUUGUAUCCUGGCACGAUCUCGGUAUCCUUUCGAUGCCACGAGAUCGCCAGCUAAUAAACCUCGACUUGGUCCAUUAACUGUCUUCUGAUAUUUGGCUUCUCGGGGAUUUUAUGGAGUCAUUUGGAACGAGCUUCUUACGCCUUCUGAUCUAAUUGGCACGUGUUUCUUGGUAGCGGUGUUCAUAGUUAAUCUCAACUCGACGCCACGCUACAAUUGGUAAUCCCAAUUCGAAUACAAUUGGUGACCCGUAUUUUGGAACACGCCUCAUCCUCUGAUCAAAUCUUCCAAAGAAGCCAAUUUGGUGAGUCUAUGAUUUAUCUAUCCACGUCUGUCGUAUAUUUUCAUAUUUUUUAAUAUAUAAUAUACGCGACAUGACGGAUAACGAUAAGAAUAGUAUUAAUAUAAUAGACUCACACAUAUGUGUACCGAAUCCUUGUCACUUUUUAUUCGCGUGAUGAUGAAUUCCACGCUUUAUUCGACAAAUGUUACCCUAUUAACGAUUCUCCUCGCUGACCCGGCUGCUUGGUACGGAAUGCAUACGCAUAAGCAUAUCCGUCUACCACCCAGCACCAAAUGGUUAAGUAAACGGUUUCACUGCCAAUUUAAAAGUGCUCUACGAGCACACGAAAAUGGCAACUGGCACGAAACCUUAUCGCUCGUUCUUUUAGGGAUGAGAACGAACUUAAAGGCAGAUAUCCAAUGUUCCGCCGCUGAAAUGGUAUACGGCACGACAUUGCGUCUGCCCGGAGAAUUCUUCACACCACGGAGCAGACCUAAUUUCGCUAAAUCAGACUACGUCCAACGACUGUCUGCAUUUAUGCGAACGCUGCCUCCGGUGUCAACUCGAAUACAACAUCGACAGGUCGCUCUCCCUCGAGAGUUAUCUACCUGUUCACAUGUUUUCAUACGAGUAGAUUCGGUACGCAAACCUUCGCAACAACCUUACGAAGGCCCUUUUCACGUGAUCGCUCGUCACGAAAAUACCUUCAAGGUUGAUCGAUAUGGACGCGUCGAGAUCGUCAGCAUUGAUCGUCUCAAACCAGCACACGUCGAUGACAGUGCCCUAUCUGGUAACCUGAGAUUCAAUGCUAGACCUAUUAAACCUAGCGGGAUCCUUAAAUCUUCUUCGGGUCCCACGCUAGAUACAUCUGAGACCUCAUUCUCACGUCCCAGUCAACAGCACGCGUCAUCUGCACCGUCUACGGACGAGACGACAGUCUCACGCCCAGAUCAGCAGACCACGCCGCCCUCGACUUCGGAUGAGAUUGCAGGCUCACGCGACGUGAACGAGACUGUCGUCUCACGUUCCGGUCGCCGAGUACGGUUACCCGUACGCUUCCGCGAAUAGUUGCACAGUCAACAACCGAUACGGUGUAGGGUUAUUCCUAUACUACACGCAUGCUACACUCCUCUUUUUUUGAUUUUCUUUUUGUUUCCUGAGCCCACGCCUUCGAUCAUCUCCGUUUGGUUCCGUCGACUUCAGUCAACUUUGGCGAAAGCUGGCCUGAUCACCCAUGCUCUUGUCAACGUACUCAGUCGAUAUAUUGGUUUCGAAUGCUUGGCAUACGCUUGGUCUCGAACUUGGUCGUUACGGUCGCUUCUGGUCUUUUGGCUCAACGUGGUUUCGUCCUACGUCUCCAGCGUUUUUGGUGCGCACCUCUACGAACGCCCUCUUCAGAUUCUGGAUACAAACCACUCUGGUAUAGCAUGCCAACUCAAGCAAUAAAUACAACACAUCGCUCCUGGUACCGUUCUCCGAAAACGACCUUCGAUGGCAACUCGACGAUCAACGAUCGCUUUCCUGUUCGCCAAUUCUUCCGUCCUACAAUCGCUCGUCAGCCGACCAGUCCCACGAUUCAAACCGCUAUUUAUCGAAAGUGUAAACCCUUUCUAGCGGGGGGCUCCUGUAGUGACUCACGUUUAUCACGAGAACACGACU